UCCGCUGUCCCUAUCGCAACGGUUGAGUCGCUGCCAACUUCGCGUCUUGACCGACGUCAAUGUUGCCAGUCCAGUUCAGGCAGCUUCUCGGGAGGCGGUGCUCCACACAAGACCAACAGGAUGGCGGACGACACACGAGGGAUCAGUUCAGAGGGCAGCCAGCAGAGCCCUGACAUGAACCGCUGGGGCGAGGGGAGUCGACGAGGGGGCUCAAAAGCCCCCAAGAACGACCCCUUUCGCUUUGAAGGGGAAGGCCUCUCCUUUCGUGCCAAACUGAUCGGCAGCGACGUUGUGGAAUCUGCCCGAGGCGAUCGAAUGUGCCAGGAGGUGAUGCAGAGGCUCAAAAAUCGAGUGAAACUUUCGGGCGAACACAAGCAACGCAUUGUGGUGGGCGUCUCCCUGCAGGGAAUCAAGGUCCGAGACGACAAGUCGGGGGAGCUGGUGUUUCACCACCCGGUGCACAAGAUAUCUUUUAUCUCGCAAGACACGGGCGACUCCAGAGCCUUUGGCUACGUGUGCGGUUCCCCGCAGGGAGGCCACCGUCUGAUUGCCAUCAAAACGGAGAAAGCGGCAUCUCAACUGGUGGUGGCCCUGAGGGACCUCUUCCAGGUAGUCCUGGAAAUGAAGCAGCAUGAAAUGCUCCGCGCCAAAGACAGUCAAGAAAAACGCAGAGAAGAAGAGCUCCAUGCCGGCCUCCCAAAUGGGACAGAUUUUUCUCAACGGGGAGAAGUACAGGAAGUACUGCACGAGGAGCCACAGGAAAGCGGGCCUGCCGUAGUUGAUGACCUUUUGGACCUUCAGUUUGAGCUGGACUCGCUGCAAUUGGGAAUCGAACAGAUGGAGAGCUCUAUGGCGGGCGAUCCAUUUGACACUUCCUUUGUACCAGAUUCUAGAAGCAGGCCUUCCCGUCCCUUCUUCUCCGAGCCGGUCACCCCGAUGUCACCCGUGCCGCCCCUGCUGCCACCGCCCCGGGUGCUUCCCAGCUUUGUCCCCCUGUCGACUCCCACCACACCCUGCGCACCACCACCCGGAGAUCCGUUCGUACCUCCGAGGCCGCCGCAGAGCCUGUCCCUGAGGCCCACCAAUCCGUUCGCAACCAUGUCACUCCCUGCCACGCCGGCCGUGCCCCAGGGACCGCCCCCGGCCCUGCCCCCCAAGAAGCCCCCCUGCGUGGACCUCUUCGCGGAGCUGGACCCGUUGAGCAAGGACCGCCCCUACCGAGACAGGACAGAGUUUUUUCAGGAGCUGAAGAAGCCGGCCAAGAAGGCACUGCGCGAACUGGGCGAGGAGGAGACCCUGCAAGUUAGUGUGCCGUCGUGCCGUCCUGUCCUGUCUUGGGAGACCUUUGAGGACAGCUCUUCGUCCUCGUCUCAGGAGAAGCCGCCCCCGUCUUUCCCCCCUCCGCCCCCGCCCCAGGCGAGUCCCCCCAUCCCCAUUCCCCCCUCGAGCGAGGCAGAGAACGGCUUGCAGGUGGCGCGGCCCCUGAGCAUGGACGAAGGGUUCUGCAGCGGAGCAUCCUCAGUGUCCCCGUCCCUGCCGCGCGAGGCCCCCAUCUUUGGGCGCAAGAACGAUCCCUUUGCGGACGACUUUUUCUCCGCGGGGGCAGGGGAGGCCAGGGCUCAGCAUUCGGUUCAAGGUUCAACAAAGUGAAGUAGGAAAGUGUGUGUGUGAGUGUGCGUGCGUGUGCGCGCGCGCUAGAUACUUACGUGCCAAUUGCGUCACGGCCAGACGUGUGCGAGGAGGUGUGUAAAUAAUAGGAGAGCGUCAGGUGCUGACCAAGAUAGGUUUUUGUGUGUGUUUUUUUUCUUCUUCCUUCAUAGUCUUCCAGACAUUUUACAGUUUCUGCAGAAAACCGUGGUGCAAUUUGUUUUCGAAAAAUGAUAUGCAUUCCGACUACUUGUUCACCAUUUAUUUGAAUAAAAGUUUUAAGGCAUGUUGAA
Molecule: messenger RNA, 1940 nt
Organism: Ornithodoros turicata
Lineage: Eukaryota; Metazoa; Arthropoda; Arachnida; Ixodida; Argasidae
Product: protein disabled-like
Exons: 9
Coding region: 121-1650 (509 amino acids)
Cellular component (GO): cytoplasm
Source: RefSeq, a predicted model, not a curated record